Molecule: messenger RNA, 4703 nt
Organism: Phascolarctos cinereus (koala)
Lineage: Eukaryota; Metazoa; Chordata; Mammalia; Diprotodontia; Phascolarctidae
Source: RefSeq, a predicted model, not a curated record
GACUUCCCCCCCUCUCCUCAAGCAGUCCUGGGGCUUCUUGGAGCUAGUGAGGCACUAGCUCCCAGAACACCUGAAGAGCAGAUCUGUGCUGCUCAUCUCUAGACCAUCCUCCCUGGAUCCGUGUCUGAUUUGUAGGGAAAGAAGGCUGGCUGGCCAAACACACCCAGACACCCACAUUACAGGGUAGUGGGGCUAGACCUUCCCAACGUGCCUUGCAGCAGAGUACCUCCUACGAGGCCCAGCUUCUGACUCUUAGAAGGGGGAGGGACAGUCAAGAGGGAGGGAACCAGACCGGAGGAAGAAGAAAAGGACGUGGGGGCCCAACCUCUGGACCCCGGCAUGGUGAAACCCAGUCUCUCCUAUCAGAGGGAAAGAGAAGAACUAGCCAGCAUGGCGACACCCCUCUCUCAACCCUUACGGCGUCUUCCUCUCUUGCGCCAAGCCAUCAAGAUAAGGCGCCAGAAGGCCAAAGGUCUUUUGCUGGAAACCCUCCCUCAAACUAAUCAAGAGAUGGAAACUCCAUCUCAUCACUUCUCCCCAGAGGAGCAGGCUCUCCUCUAUGAGGAAGCUCUCUAUACAGUCCUGCAUCGGCUAGGCCAACCUGAGCCUAAACAUGUAGCAGAAGCCUCUGAGCUGCUGAGCUAUCUACAGGAGGCCUUUCACAUGAAGCCUGAGGUACAUCAACAGCUGCUCCAAAAAGUUCAGGAUCUUGAGAAGCCCUUGUUUUGCCUGAAGGUGACAGUAAAGCGGGCCAAAGGCAUUCUUGGAAAGGAUGUCAGUGGGUACAGUGAUCCCUACUGCCUGCUGGGCAUUAUUGAGCAGGGCGUAAGCGUGCCAGACGGCAGCCCAGGGCAUCGGCGACGGCAGAAGGCCGUAGUGAAGAACACAAUCCCUGAAGACCAGACCCAUCGGACUCAGGUCAUCAGCCAGACUCUCAACCCUGAGUGGGAUGAGACUUUUUUCCUGGAAUUUGAGGAUAUAAGCACUGCCAGUUUCCAUUUGGAUAUGUGGGAUGCAGACCAGGUGGAGUCUGUGAGGCAGAAAUUGGGAGAGCUGACGGAUUUGCACGGCCUCCGGAGGAUCUUCAAGGAAGCACGGAAGGACAAGGGACAGGAUGACUUCUUGGGGAAUGUGGUCCUGAGGCUGCAGGAUCUACGCUGCCGGGAGGAUCAGUGGUACCCACUGGAACCACGAACAGAGACUUACCCAGAUCGAGGGCAGUGCCACCUGCAAUUUCUGCUCAUUCAUAAGCGGAGGGCCACCACUACCAGCCGUACCCAUCCCAGCUACACUGUGCAUCGUCACCUCCUUCAGCAGUUGGUGUCUCAUGAGGUCACUCAGCACCAGGCUGGCAGCACUUCCUGGGAUGGAGAGCUGAGCCCCCAGGCCUCCACCAUUCUCUUCCUCCAUGCCACGCAGAAAGACCUAUCUGAAUUUCACCAGUCUAUGGCGCAGUGGCUGGCCUAUAGCCGACUCUACCAAAGUCUGGAGUUCCCAGGAAGCUGCCUGCUGCACCCUAUCACUGCCAUGGAGUAUCAGUGGAUACAGGGAAGGCUGAAACCAGAGCAGCGGGAAGAACUGGCUGCCUCUUUCAACUCCCUACUGACCUAUGGACUCUCCUUGAUCCGGAGGUUCCGAUCUGUAUUCCCCCUCUCGGCCUCUGGCUCCCCAGCUCGUCUGCAGUCCCUCCUCAGGGUCCUGAUACAAAUGUGCAAGAUGAAGGCGUUUGCGGAGCUGUGCCCUAAUGGGGCACCCUUGUCUUCUCUGGUGACUGAGGUGCUGCGGACAGGCACCCUUGAGUGGUUCCAUAUGAAACAGCAGCACCAUCAGCCCAUGGUCCAGGACAUGCAAGAAAUGUGUAAGUCCGUAUUGAGCCUGGUUCUAGAUGUCAGUGGGGAUCUGCAUCAAUGUCAGAGAACCUGGAACAAAAUCUUCAACAAUACACUGAAGAUUCAGUUUUUCUCCAUGGCUUUCUUGGAGCUGCAGAAGCUUGUGGCCCAGAGGGUAAAGGAACACAUGGCGAUGGUGGGUAGCACCGUGUCCCCAGAGAUGGGGGAGAGCUUAUUCCAGCUCUAUCUUAGCCUCAAGGAGCUCUAUCAGCUGGUCCCCCCUCCUUCUGAGAGGGAUGGGACCCUGGAUCUGGAUGGCUUCCACAAAUGGUUCCUCCCAGCCAUCCCUGCCUGGCUGCUCAAGACCUAUAGCGUGGCAUUGGCUCGGCUCCAGCGGGCAGUGCAGAUGGAUCAGCUGGUCCCUCUUGGGGAGCCGAUCAAACACAGUACAUCUGCUGUGGACCUGUCCACGUGCUUUGCCCAGAUCAGCCACACUGCCCGACAGCUAGAUUGGCCGGACCCCGAGGUGGCCUUCAUGAUCACAGUCAAGUUUGUUGAGGAUACCUGUAAGCUGGCUCUGGUGUAUUGUAGCCUAAUCAAAGCUCGAGCCAAGGAACUCUCUGUCGACCAGAAAGACCAGGGACAGGCAGCUAAUAUGCUGUGCGUGGUGGUGAAUAACAUGGAACAGCUUCGGCUGGUGGUCCUAAAGCUCCCGACCCAGCUGGCAUGGAAAGACCUAGAACAGUGGGCAGGGGCCAUCUUAGAGCCAGAACAACUACAGCAUACGCUACACGCCCAGCUACAGGGUGCCCUGGCUGGCCUGGACCACGAGAUCCGAAGUGGUGUUCGGACCCUGGCUGAGCAGUUGGAGGCUGGCAUUUCUAGACACAUCCAGAAAAUUGUGGGCACCAGUAAAACCACCGUGCCUGAAGACGCCAUCCUACCUCUGAUGAAGUUUUUAGAGUCAGAGUUUCAUUACAUGAACAGGAACUUGGUGCAGGAAAACUUUAACAGUCUCCUGCUGCUGCUCUGGACUCACACGCUCAGCGUGCUUACCCAAACAGCUGCGGCCCAGCAGAGUUCACUUCUUACCUCCCAAAAGCUGAAGAUUGCCCUGCAGAACCUAGAACUCUGUUUUUAUGGUGAGGGUUGUGGCCUGUCCCCUGAAGCCCUUCACACACCUUCAUUGCAGGAUCUUCAGAGAAAGCUGGAACUGCAGGCAUCCUCUAGUCAGGAACUCAUUCAAAGAUAUUUCAGCAACCGCAUCCAGCAACAGGCAGACACCACGUCAGAAGAGUUUGGGGCCAUUACCAUCAAGGCCUCCUACAGACUCUCAGAACAGAAGCUCCGGAUUGAAGUUCUCAGCGCCUCCAACCUGCUACCCUUGGACUCCAACGGCACCAGUGAUCCCUUUGUCCAGCUGACCCUGGAGCCACGACAUGAGUUUGCAGAGGUGGCCCCUCGGGAGACACAGAAGUUCAAAAAGGAGCUGCACCCCCUGUUUGAUGAAGCCUUUGAGUUCUUGGUGUCUCCGGAGUCAUGCCAGAAGAAAGGGAAUUGCCUCUUGCUCACAGUGCUGGACCACGACAGGCUGGGGACCGAUGACCUGGAGGGAGAGGCCUUCCUCCCUCUCAACACUGUCCUGGGGCUCUCUGGUAACAAUAAUCCUGGCCAGGUGCCGCAGACACGUUUGCCUCUCACCUACCCUGCCUCCAAUGGGGACUCUAUCCUGAAGCUGCUGGACAUCAGGAAGGGUGAUCGGGAAGCUCAGGCUUUUGUUAAACUCCGAAGGCAGCGUGCCAAACAGGCUGGGCGUUUGGGGCAGUAAAAGUGGAAGGGACCUGCAUGGGCCCAGGGGCUGAGUUAGGUCUGGGAUCUUCCCUUCAUCCCCUACCAGAAAAGAUAUUCCUAACCUGCCCAGCCCAGCCCAGCAUCCCUCAGCUCCUCAGUGAUUAAGGGUUGACACUGACCCUUUAGGGGUUCAGAAUGGCACAAUCUAGAAGUCCACUGUGGUAAUGAAUAGGACUAUGUAUCCUCUGGAGAUGCUUAGUCAGACCAUUAUGCCCUCACCGUAUCCUGGUUUUUUUCCUCUAGGGUCCCUAAGAGGAAUGGGUAACAACUGUCCUCUGCUCUCCAGCUCAGAGACAUUCUUCAAAACCAGGGAAACGCUCUAGGGUAGAAAAGGGGAGGGGAAAGACAAAGAGUCUGUACUAGAUUCUUACCCGUUCUCAUAGAAAAAAAAAACUAUUCUGGUUGAACUUAGUUCCAACAGUCAUGGUCAGUCAUGGAAAUGUCAGAGCUAGGAGGUACCUCAGGGACCAUCUAAUCCAAUCCCUUCAUUUUACAGAGAAGGAAACUGAGGCUCAGAAAAAGGGUCACUUGCCCAUAGUGAAUGGCAGAGACAGAACAAUGUAAUUCAACUCUGAACCCAAUUUGUGAGCCUCUUCCCACUUGCUCAGUCCCUUCAGUAUAGGAGACGGAGCCCUUAUCAGUCUCAGAUUCCCUGGACCUUUGCAUCCCUGCCCAGUGGAAUUGGAAGGGGAACUGACAGUUGGGGGGUGGGGAGAGGUGGAGUAGGAUGCUGCUUUGGUGACACACUGGGUAACAGAACAAGGAAGACUUGGCUGGGACCCAAGCCUUGUCUCUUGGACUCCGUGAGUAGACAGGACUCUGGUUGUGAGGAGCUAUUGGGGAUUCCUAGGCUCCUGAACAUUCCUGGACCCCAGCUAGAGCCAGAGUCAGAAGAGUAACAGGAACUCAAGAGCUGAUUGACAGGUCAUCAACUUAGGAGUCAAAGCCCUCCUCCUUUCCUACCCCAGCAUUGAUUUUUUCUUUCUCAGGGAAACAAUAAAAAUAUAUUGUUCUCCCAGAAAA